GUGUGAUUGUGAAAUUGAGUGCCUGACAACAUGUCCACGUUCGGAGCCGAAGUCGAUGCAAUUUGGCCACCAGUGGAGUCUGCGCCACCGCCGCUGAGUCCAUUCGGGCGACGGCUGCUGGAGCAGUGCAAAUCCGUGGAACAGCCGGAUCCGGGGGCAACUGUCGAUGUGCGCGCCUUCAUGCGAAAGUCUACCCAGUUUCCGCUGGAGUUCGGCGUGGAGACGUGCCGAGUGCAGAGUCAGCCAAGGGAUCGGCACGAGUUGAUUGGCAAGCAGAUCGCCUCCGUCUAUCCCCUGAUACACGAGCGCACCUUGGCGCUGUACCUGGCCUACCUGGAGCACAAGGGGCAGUGGGGCAACGCUGUAGAGCUGCGCGUCUAUCGACAGCUGUCGCUGGUGGACUUUGUGCAGCGUCUGCUGAGCAAGCGCUGCGCCAGCUUCUUUGCGCGCAACGACAAGUUCUUGCUGGUGACGGGCGAGCGGGGAGCCAGCGGCUUUGAGCCGAUUGGGAGCCUGAAGGAGCAGGCGCCGCUUCAGUUGGAGCACGUGCUCAGCUAUGACGAUAUCAAGCUGUCGGCCCUGCUCUCGGUCAGCUCCCACACGGAGUUCAUCAACGAGGGCGAGCGCACCAAUUGCGGCCGUGUGACCCACAAUCGGAAGAGCCUCGAGACGGACGGCGUGAUAGUGGGAAUGAUCGGUGCGCGACUUUCGCGUCGCAAUCUGAUGGAGUUCCAGGAUAUUGUGAUAGCGCGCACGCAAAACACUCCGGAGAAUGGCUAUGGACAUGAGGUUGAUGCGCCCGCCAACAGCCGAGCGGAGGACUAUCGCCGGAUCUGGCGCGGCUUCUAUGAGACGCGCGACUUCCUGCGCAACGAUGUGGACAUCGACGGCAAACGAUUUGGAGUGUCGGGCAACAAGCAGGAUGUGUUCGAUAAUCUCGUGAUGAAACGUCGCUAUGCCAUCAGCUUUGACAUGUUGCUGCUGGAGGCGGAGGCACGCGCCGCCAGCGCUGGCAAACAGGCGUACAUCCACGUUGUCGGCUUCGGCCUGGGCGUGUGGAAGGUAGCACCGCAGCAGGAGCAAAUCUUCCUGGAGACCUUCGAGCAGCGUUUGCGUGUGCUCAGCGCCAGGCUCACCCACAUUGGCGUCGUCCACUUUUCCUGGUUCAAGCUGGAACGCUGCGGCGGCAUCCACAAUGGCGCCAUAAUCGAGUCCUCGCAACACCCGGACGGCGGUGUUCGUGUGCAUCUGUCGAAGCGCAAUCCGGCCCAGAAGCUGACCAUGCCGGAGCAUGCCAACAUGCUGCUCGUCGUAUCCUAUGCCUGGGAUGGCAAUGCCUUGCCCGGCAAUGAGUUCUGGAUGAAAAUGCUGAAGUCAACGGGCGACUCAUCCACGGCCUGCUCCACCCUCAUCGCUGAGCUGCACAAUCCCCACAUCAACGACGACUACUGCAAUGGCCGUAAUCUGCAUAUUGCCUCGCCCAAAUACGGCGUGCUCCACAUAUCCGAGUAUGCCAAGCGUGUGCUGGAGACCAAAUCUGCAUAGAUGUACCUCACACCCACUCAAAAUAUAACCCU
Molecule: messenger RNA, 1577 nt
Organism: Drosophila arizonae
Lineage: Eukaryota; Metazoa; Arthropoda; Insecta; Diptera; Drosophilidae
Product: ADP-ribosylarginine hydrolase CG2909
Source: RefSeq, a predicted model, not a curated record